UGACACAGAAUGAUGACGGAAACUUCAUCGAGUACAGCGGUAACUUCGUCGGGUUGAUAUGUUUUUCUUUAUUUUUUUACUGUAGUUUAGUUUCUCAGUGACGUCUCAACGACAAGGCCUUACUAUUGCUGGCAUGAAGAAGUGGCCCUUGCUGUGAUGCCUCCAGCCAUGCCUCAGAUUAAUGAUCCGAAGAUUGCCUUCGCUUAUCUGCGCCCAGCCUGCGUUCUGCUCACCAAGGAGCCCUCUGUGACCAAUGUGGAGUCGCUGAGCGAGCAGUUGAAAGACAUCCACGAUGCCUCGCUGCAGCAGCUGCAAGAGUAUGUCCUCUUCCCCUUGCGUUUCGUCUUCAAAGUCCCGGGGCAGAAGAAGGAAAAGCUGGUGCAGUCUGUGGCCGAGGCAGUGAGCUACGUUCUGGAGAGGACAUGUGUCCGGAGCUGGGACAUGCUGCGUGACGUCUUCUCUGAGCUCUGCGUCUGCCUCUGCUCCCCCACAGACCCGGGCCAACCCGCAGGUACGUCAGAGGAGCUGAAAUCCGCCGUGCUGCAGUGCCUGGAUGCUCUGCUCCACUCUGCUUAUGGCGACAUAGUGUUCAAACUGUAUGAACCCUCGAUGCUGCCCGGACUGGGUGCUGCUGUGUCGCUGCUGUUGGCUUUAGGAGAGAAAGACAAAUCCAGAGAGAUUCAGACGGCGGCCUUGAAGUGCCUCCAGUCUUUGAUUCUACAUUGCAACUGCAACCAGGAGCAUGUUGCCCCAUCGUGGGAUGAGCGAUGUUCUGUAGGCAGCACCAUGGCUUCCUUCUUACCUGGGGUCACUUCGGCUGCAGCGAGGAUCAUCACUGGAGAUCUGAGGCAAGGCCAUGCGGUUACUGUCAGGGCCAUCAAGGUGUGGUCUGGGUGUGUGGUUCUGGUCAUGGAGGAUGCCCAGCUGCAGCGCAGUGAGUCCUGCAGCAUCGUGUCACCAGAGCUGGGGAGGAUCGGCCAGCUGGUGGUGCAGCGGAAGGCGGACUGGGUGAAGGCGACGGCGGGGAAGCUGUGUGUGCUGCUGAGGAGGAUCAUCUCCUGCUGCUCUGCCCACCAGCACUGGAGGGUGAGGCUGGAGACGGUGGAACUGGCCGACCGUCUGCUGGCAUCGUGCGGUCAGUCACUGAAAGAGUGUCUGGGUCCACUGCUGGAAACUCUGGUGGGAGCGAUCAAUGACGAAGACCCCAGAGUCAGACAGAGGUGUGAGGUUGCUCUGAGAGACGUAUCCCAGAGGAGUCAGAGCGCCACUAGCAGUAAGAACCUGACUGACAUCCUAUCUGAGAACCUCCACUCUUUAGCCACCUCCCUCCCCCGGCUGAUGAGGACUGCCGAUGACCAGAAGAAGCUGUUUGUCCUCAACGUGUUGCUUGGUUACCUGAAAGUCCUGGGACCACUUGUCUCUGUGGUGUUAAACUCUGCUGCACACCUGAACAGGACCUCUAAAGCGUUAAUGCAGGUGCUGGAGCUGGAUGUGAUGGAUGUUCGUAUUGUGGAGGAGCGGAGCUCCACUGAUCCCAUAGAGAGCAGCUCCGACUCACACCACUCCGACAGCGCUCACAGUCAGAGGAAGCACUUCCUGUUCUUCACCGACGACAAGAUCUACUGCGUGCUCAUGGAAAUCUGCCGAACAUUAGGUUACUACGGCAACAUCUACCUUCUCACCGACCACCUGUUGGACUUGUAUCGGCAGUCCUGUGUGUACAGGAAGCAGGCCGCCAUGGUCCUAAACGAGCUGGUGGGCGGUGCCGCCAGCGUCUCGGUGGCAGCGCCGGCCAGCUGUUUGGACAGUGGGGACUGCCCGGCCCCCUCUGCGUCCAAGGAAGACCUGAAAGCAGUGGUGGUGUCUAUCAUGGAGGAAUACACCAGCCUGAACAACUGGCACCUGAAGACUGUGAGCGAGGAGACAGACAUAGACUGUCAGGAUCAGCAGCUGCUGAGUCCUUUCAGACUCCAGUCCAUCUCCUGCGGUGAUAUCAUCAGGAACACCUCAAAUCCUCUUCAUCAAGCAGUUCCUUCUUCAUCCGCCUGCCAUUUGACCUCACCACCUACAUCUGCCAUCCACCAGCUGAACAGCAACAUCUGGCAGCUGUGCAUCCAGCUGGAGGGUGUGGCCUGCUUUGCCCAGGCGCUGCAGCGCGACUUCCGCCCGCUGCUGAUGACAGUGCUCUACCCGCUUUUGGAGAAGGCCAGUGAUGAGUCGCUGCUGGUUAGCCAGGCGGCGCUGGGUGCCAUGACGAUGGUCGGCACGGCCUGUGGUUACGCCUCCCUGAAGGAGAUGAUCAGAGACAACUCGGACUACCUGCUCAACGACGUCUCAGUGAACUUGCAGAGGCUUGGUCAACACCCACAGGCUCCACGGGUAUUAACGGUGAUGCUGGCUCACUCUGACUGCAGCCUGCUGCCUCUGGUUGGGGACAUCGUACAUGAUGUUCUGAUGGCUCUGGAUCUCAGCUAUGACCAGUCAGCCACUCUGUUUGGCUCUGUGCUGCUCGCACUCAUGAAGGCACUGGCCAGCUGGUUCCCUCCAUCAUGCUGUAGGACCAGUAAGCCUCCCAGUUCUAGAAUUUCUGCUGAACUGGAAGAUUUUGACAUCUGCCAGUUCCUACUGGAUUAUCAAAAGCAGAAGGAGUUGGCAGAGGGCAUUGGGAUCGAAGCGGAUGAGACGGAGGACCUUGAAGUGCCGCCUCCUGCAGAGUGUGAGGAAACUGUUGAUGGACCCGACAUGAAGGCACAACUCCCACCACACCUCAAUAUUGCUAAAGACGUCAUGGAGCGCUGCGUCCACCUGCUGUCUGACCCCAGCCUCAGACUCAGGCUCAAGGUUCUGGAUGUGCUGGAGCUGUGUGUGUACGUGCUGAGUGAGAGGGAAGACGAGUUGCUGCCCAUGGCUCAUCGCUGUUGGCCGGCUCUACUUCAGAGACUCACAGCUGAUGACCCGUUAGCAGUCCUCAGAGCCUUCAGGGUGCUGUGUAUGCUAGGUGAAACCUGCGGUGACUUCCUGCGAAGGAGGGUUUCUAAGGAGGUGCUACCCAAGCUGAGCUCCUCACUGGCGCGGCAGGCUCCGGUCAGCGCCAAGGCCGGCCCGGUCUACACACACACUUUGGCCUACAAGCUGCAGCUGGCAGUGCUGCAGGGCCUGGGCUCGCUGUGUCAAAGACUGGAUCUGGGCGAGGCGGAUCUUGAUGUUGUCUCUGAAGCCUGUCUGCCCUACCUGAGCUGCAGACAGCCAAUCAGGCUGCAGGAGGCCUGUCUGAGCGUUUUCCGUCACUUAAUGCAGCUGGAUCCGGACAGCUUCUGGUUUACGCUGAACCAGAUCCACUGCCCUUCGUCCUACAUGUCGCCCCCCCACCCUGACCUCCGACCCCUGCAGCUGGGUGGGACGGGGCGGCCCAGAGACGAGUACUCAGACAACGUGCUGAAGCUGCUGAGGGAGGAGUUUGCCUCCGACUCAGACCAGCUCUGACCACAAACGUUCAAUGAACUGGAAAAAAAAGAACCUGUUAUGUUUUUAUAUGUGAGUUUAUGUUCAACAUCAUGGUGUUAAAUAAAAACACCAUAACUUCUACGCCAACGUCCAAACCAGGAACAAAGCUGGCUGCUCUUUCCACUCCCUCAGAGGUCUGACUUUUCAUCUGCCUGACAGACGGGUGCAUAUUGGACAUGAAAAUGAAAUGUUAAUUUUCACGUCUUUUCUUUAUUGUUCAAAGAACUGACUGAAUCGUCCUGCUUGUUUUGAAUAAAUUAACAAUUCAUCCACAUAAAAUUAAAACUGUGGGUCUGUUUCUUGGUUUAGAGAUUUAACUUUCUGGUAUGCAUCUUAUUAUAAAUCCUAGCUUUUUAUAUUGACAGCAUGUUAUAUUUUAUUUUAAUUUUAUCUUGUCUACAAUUGCUACUCAGCGGUGG
Messenger RNA from Xiphophorus maculatus (southern platyfish), 3923 nucleotides. It is a transcript of the gene tti1, whose product is annotated as TELO2 interacting protein 1. Lineage: Eukaryota; Metazoa; Chordata; Actinopteri; Cyprinodontiformes; Poeciliidae. Gene Ontology annotation, cellular component: cytoplasm. Gene Ontology annotation, biological process: chromatin remodeling. The transcript has 14 exons. The coding region runs from base 157 to 3483 and encodes 1108 amino acids. The record is from RefSeq and is a predicted model, not a curated record.